Molecule: messenger RNA, 1502 nt
Organism: Magnolia sinica
Lineage: Eukaryota; Viridiplantae; Streptophyta; Magnoliopsida; Magnoliales; Magnoliaceae
Product: protein SRG1-like
Exons: 5
Coding region: 21-1247 (408 amino acids)
Source: RefSeq, a predicted model, not a curated record
UUGAGGAACUUCAAUAUAAGAUGCUCUCUCUCUCUCUCUCUCUCUCUCUCUCUCUCUCUCUCUCCUUUCGUGUUUGUGGAAGUAUGGCCAUGGAAUCUCCAAACUUCAGCUUUGGAACAUCUCUUCAAGUACCCAACGUUCAGGAACUGGCGAAAGAGCACAUGAUCACGGUCCCACCUCGUUAUAUGCGUCCUGAUCAAGAUCCUACGAUUGUCGUAGAUCCAAUCACAUCGCUUUCGGAGAUUCCGAUCAUCGACAUGGAAAAGCUGCUUCUCCGAGAAUCCGGCGCCUCUGAAUUGGACAGAUUGCACUCCGCUUGCAAACACUGGGGCUUCUUCCAGGUCUCUCUCUCUCUCUCUCUCAUCAGGUGGGACCCACCAAGCAGAUGGGUCAAGGACCAGUUGGUAAAUCAUGGAGUUAGCUCUACCUUAGUAGAGAAAAUGAAGUUAGAGAUUCAAGAAUUCUUUAAGUUACCUUUGGAAGAGAAAAAGAAAUACUGUCAGAAGGAAGGAGAUGUAGAGGGACUUGGGCAGGCUUUCGUUGUAUCAGAAGAACAGAAACUCGAUUGGGGUGACAUGUUCUUCUUGAACACCCUCCCACCUCAUUUAAGGAAGCCCCAUCUUUUUGACGACCUUCCCCCAUCUUUCAGGGAGACACUGGGAACCUAUGCAGUGGAGUUGAAAAAGCUAGCCAUGGCCAUAUUGGGAUUCAUGGCUAGAGCUCUUGGGAUGAAGGUAGAGGAGAUGAGAGAGCUGUUUGAAGAAGGAUUCCAGUCAAUGAGGAUAAAUUAUUACCCACCAUGCCCUCGACCAGAGUCAGUGAUUGGCCUUUCACCCCACUCAGAUUCUGUGGGCCUUACCAUUCUACUUCAAAUCAGUGAAAUCGAAGGCCUUCAGAUCAAGAAAGAUAGGAUGUGGAUUCCUGUUAAGCCACGCCCUAAUGCCUUUAUAAUCAACAUUGGAGACAUUUUGGAGAUAGUAAGCAAUGGCAUGUAUCGUAGCAUCGAGCACAGGGCAACAGUAAACUCAAUGCAUGAGAGGCUGUCGAUAGCUGCAUUCCACAGUCCCAAACUAACAGGAGAUAUAGGCCCUGCGCCCAGUCUGAUCAGCACACAAACCCCACCACAGUUCAGACAUGUUAGUGUGGAAACGUACUUCAAGGAACUCUUUACUAGGAAACUUGCAGGCAAGGCGUAUGUCGACUACUUUCGGAUAGACCAUGGAGAAGGCAAUGCUAGUACUAAUUGAGGGUGUUUACCUAUUCAUAAGCUUUUCAGCAUGCACAAUAUUUCCAGAUUAAGCUUAAGGUAUUAAGCUUUGUAUUGGAUCUGUGCUCUACAUAGAACAGGCAAUAAACAACAUGUUAUGUCAUAAAUAAAUAUUGCAUAUAUGUUGAUAUCAGGGUGUUUUAUUGAAGGUCUGAUGAGUUAAUGUACCUCAUAUUUCAUUUCUGUAAUCGUUAUAGUUAUUAUAUCUGCAAUGAAUAAACACCCUAUUCCACUA